Molecule: messenger RNA, 249 nt
Organism: Macrosiphum euphorbiae (potato aphid)
Lineage: Eukaryota; Metazoa; Arthropoda; Insecta; Hemiptera; Aphididae
Source: the annotation of a GenBank genome assembly
AUGACACAACCAUGGCCAUCUGACCCUACGGAAAAGGCUAACAAAUUAAAAGAAUUACAUAAAAAGUAUCACUGUAUAUUUGUGGGAAGAUCUACCAAAACCAUUGGAGCCGACAAUAUCAAUCCUUCAGACCCGACACUUCAAAAGGCAGAAGACGAUAUAAUCCAUGACCACCAUAUACGAAAGAUUACAUGUCCCUCCAUUACAAAAGAUAUUCAGCAAUUGAAACAGGAAGCUCAGUACCGCUGA